UCAAUUUCAAAAAAAUUAAUAGAGUUCAUUGUGAGGUACCGUAAUAGUUAGCACUUCGUUUUCACACGACUCAGCUCAGGCACAGUUACAUAAUCAGUCAUUGCAUACACUUUUUGCUGUGCGACCAUCUGCACUGGCUGCCUCUGCAGGAAUUCCUGACGCUUCGCUCCAGGUUGUUCUGCAUUUUACAGGCAACUUCCGGCCAUGAACUGCAGAUUGCUCACUGCUGCACCACUAGUCCGUUUUAGUUGUAGAUUAGUAUCUAGAGUAAUCCAAACUCCUUGCAGAACGUGUUCCUCUAGUAGAGAGGAUGACAUAAGGAACUACAUAAAAGAAUCAUACGUCCGAAUUGGAAAAGAUGCUGCGCCCCCUCCUGUAAUACGUGGAGAUGUUGUUUAUGGUACACUGCCCUGUAUGGCAGCAAUUUCUGGUCAAAAGCGACGCGUGCAUCGAGUGUUUGUACCGUCCUCACUACGUUCCAGGGAUGGGAGAAGGGAGCUGACAUAUGCAUUGCAAGACAUCCUGGCUACAGUGAGGAAUGUUCAUCCAACAGCCCUGCAUCCAUUGCCGGAAAAAUAUAUGUAUGAGUGCUUAUCCCAAUGCGGUGUCCACGAAUAUCCAGACCAUGAAGGCAUUGCGUUGGAGCUUGAGCCUCUCCAUGCCCGGCCGCUCAUCAGUAACAGAGAGCUGUUGAGGAUUGCCAACCGGGAUACUAAGACUGGUGCACCGCCCUUGGUCCUAGCAUGUCCAUUUGCCCAAGACAUGACUAAUCUUGGUCAUUUAAUACGGAUUGCUUACUACUAUGGAGUGCACACCGUAUUAGUAUCAAGCAGAUUUCGCCAGGCUCAAGCAAUCAAUGCUAUUGCAUCUUCAAGUAGCCAAGGCGCUGUUGAUCUUGUUGAUAUGGUUGCAGUUAAGGGCAAACUGUCCAUCAGCUUGGAGGAGUGGAAGCGGAAAUUUCGUAUCGUUGGCACGGUUGGAAUGGGUUAUGCAGGGGCAGUUCCUCUGUCAGAAUUCAAGCAUGACGGCCGCCCUGUACUGCUGAUAAUGGGCAGUGAAUCGAAAGGCAUAGCUGAUCCACUAGUCGAUAUCUGCACUGAUCUGGUGACGAUUCCAGCCUGUGAGGUGAGCAAUGAGGCAACCGGCUCUGGGGUUUUAGAGUCUCUCAAUGUGUCAGUUGCAGCAUCCAUUCUUCUUCACCAUAUUACUUCAUCAGCAUGAUAAGAAUUUGGACUGCCCUCCCCUAGACGGAGCAUGUUGAACUUUGUGGUGUUGUCAUAGCAAACUGGUCUAUUUCAAGUAGUGCGUUCAACUUCAUUAUAUUGGCAACAUUGACACCGAGAGUUUUGAGUUUAGUACCAUCUUGACCUGUACGGCCAAUGCUUGAACUUACAGCGUCUUUCCUUGUUUGUUGGUUUUAACUAUUCAUGUACUAAUCGUGUAUCAUUGUAGUGUGGCGCUGCAGUGCAGCACUGCCAACUGCGAUACACUGUGAUGAACUAGAAGAGCAGCUCAGUUUGCUCAUAUCAUGCUUUCGCUGUGCGAGGCAGGCUACGAUA
Messenger RNA from Sycon ciliatum, 1559 nucleotides. Its product is annotated as rRNA methyltransferase 1, mitochondrial-like. NCBI's taxonomy places the organism in Eukaryota, Metazoa, Porifera, Calcarea, Leucosolenida, Sycettidae. Gene Ontology annotation, biological process: rRNA methylation. The record is from RefSeq and is a predicted model, not a curated record. Gene Ontology annotation, molecular function: rRNA (guanine) methyltransferase activity; RNA binding. The transcript has a single exon. Bases 205 to 1221 code for a protein of 338 amino acids. Gene Ontology annotation, cellular component: mitochondrion.